Molecule: messenger RNA, 4673 nt
Organism: Stylophora pistillata
Lineage: Eukaryota; Metazoa; Cnidaria; Anthozoa; Scleractinia; Pocilloporidae
Source: RefSeq, a predicted model, not a curated record
UUACAUGACCCCAAGUGACGAUCUGACCGAGAUAAGUUUUUAUUUUUAAUUAUAAGUUAGGAUUACUGAAUCUCUACCUCCUGGAUCCUUUAUUUCUUUCCAAAAGCCGAUCUUAGGGCUCAUGAUUUAAUUAUUUCCUACUCUUAUCGUAUACCAUCAGUUUUCUUCGAGACCUGCAUAAUGGGAAUCACAUAAAGCGGGUACGCACCAGUGGGGCCUUCGCAUUUUCGAGAGGACUUUGACCCCAUCCUUAGUUGUUACAAUCUCAAUGGACCUACUUUCUGUAUUAAAGACUGAACAGCAGUAAGAAUGCCAGGUUACCCUGUACUAGAGUUAGACAAAAUGAUAUUUCAAGAACUUAUCUGUGAAUACUGUGACACAGUGGUAAGAGAUGCAUUGAGGGCAAACUGUGGGCACUUCUACUGCAGGUCAUGUGUGGAUUAUCUUUUCAGGGGAAAUCCAGGAGCAGUGGCUUACUGCAAAAAGAGCAGAACACCUCUCUUCUAUUUUCAGUUCUCACCAGAUGAAGGAAUUAGCAGUAAAGUUGAGAGUACCACAGUUCACUGUUUAUUCUUGGAGGCAGGAUGUACAUGGGAAGGAAAGUUGAAGGAAUCUGAGAGUCAUGUAGGAAGCUGCAGUUUGGCCAGCAUUCAAAGAGGAGAGCAGAAGGAGUGCGAGAGCGAUGAAACACUUUCCAACAAAACAGAUGACAAAAGAGAAUCCUUACUCUCUGAUAGCGUUGUUGAGGAUUCGCACACCCAACGUCCCAUGCCUGCUAACUGCCAAGAAGCUCAGAACCAUCCUCCAACCCGCGAAACAGCUGCCUGUCCUGAGUUUGGGGUAGGUGCUGAUUUUUCCGAGCACGUAACGAGAGAUGGUGUUCGUAAAUCGGAGACAAGACGAUCCCGGCGUUAACAAAGCAGUGCCAAAGUUGUAAAGGGAAGGAGUGAAGGUAAAGGUAAAAUUUGAACCCGAUCCAAGUGGCCCACAAGGCACUGGAACCUAUUUCGGACUGUGUAGCAUGAAAUGACUGAGAGUACUGCUACAUCCGGACGGGAUGCUGGUCCAUCGGAGAUUUUGACCCUCUGCAUUUCGCCAGGAUUCUUUGAAAAAUUCGACGGUAUCCAUUUAUUCUCCUCUGUGGACAGAGGGACUGUGAGUAAGAGUGUCUUGUCCAAGAAUGACUCGGCCAGGUUUCGAUUCCAGAACUCUCGCUCGGGAGUCCAGUGCACUAACCGUUAGGUCACCGAGUCUCCCUCAUUUUGUGAUAAUCUGAAGGGUUUUUUUUUUCUGAAAGACGCAAGAAAUGUGCGGAAAGUUUAAAAUUUUAAUUUUGCGUAGCUCCUCUUCACAUUGGACGGUAAGUGCUCACAUAGUAUUUGGUCUUUUCCCUAACCUUUCUCUCGAAGAGCUCUGACCUUCCAUCCCGGAAAUGUCGGCGGAUUGAGGAAUUCUCGCACCUUCGUAGUGAAAAUUUUGGUAUCAUUCUAUUUAAAUUUUCUGUUAGCCGCAGGCAUAAGCUUUGUGAAUUUCGGUAUAGAACGCGAUGCACUUGUCCAAAUGCAGUGGCUUUGUAUUAUCGAUUGUGGUCAUAACUUUUUAAAACAUCCGCGUCUUGGUAGUUUUACUGUCUUUUGUUCACUGAAUUUUUUCGAGAUUUUGAAAUUUUCGUCUCAGCCUGGGAUCUCAGGAUCCUGGCCUCCAGAGGAAUCGGUAAUUAAUAAUUUUCGAGUGUAAUAUUCGUUUAUUGCAACUUUAUUUGCUUUGUUAUUAAUCCAAUUUAUUUGAAAGUCAUGCAAGUGUCAUUUCUCAAUUGGUGACAGACCCAUUUUGGAUAUUUUUUUCUUGUCACAGAACUAUUCCCUAACCAGGGGAACAGGUGACUGUCAUGAGGGAGGGAUAUCUGUGUGUCGAGCUGAUCGUCCCGGGGACUUUAAAGAAGAACGUGCCCGUAGAAUUGAGACAAGGCGAUCCUGCAAUGAACGAGGCAGUGCCGAUGUAAUGGAGAAAGGGCAAAUAAACGCCAACCUUCCUCGUCAGGUCAACUUCUUGCUCUCUGGUAACAUGGCAGGACAAAAUAAAAACUCAACCAAAAAUAGCUUGGAGUUAAAAGAGGAGAUGAACCCCUCUCUCAACGACACCAUAACAAGAAACACCGCAUCCCCGCGAAUCUCAGCUCCUAACGUUUCUGAUCAACACGAGCAAAGGUUAAUCGACCUUGAAAAUCAGGUUGCUUACCUGACUCACUGCUUUUCUAACCGAUAUCAGGUUACGAACGACAUCGCUAUUGUCAUUCAACACCUAGUGUCAGAAAACGAUCAGUUAAAAAAUACGGUCCGCGACAUCAACAACAGAGUAAACCAAAUUCAAGUACAUCUUAAUUCUCACCAAGCGAAUUUUAACACACUGCGAAAUGAGCGGAGUAACCAACGUGAGGAACUUGUGAGGAUCCAGGAAAGGAUCAGACGACUUGAGGAACAUGCGAACGCACAGGAAACGAUGCUGAGGAAUGUAUCAGAUUCUAUCAGAGGCCUGGCUACUUUAACUAGAAGUAGAGACAUUGAAAAUUUAUAAAUUAGAUUAGAUGAGAACUAAACAUGAAAGGAGAAGUGUCUCCCAGGGACCAUUCGAUUUUUAUCUCCCCCAUUUAAAAGUAUACAUAAAAAUUUACUACUUGAUUUGUUUGGAGGUUCUAUAGAGUAACUUAUCUCUCGAAAAUUUUUUACGCAAACGUUCCAUGCCAUGAUAACUCAGCAACCAGGUAACGGAACUAAAACUAACGUACGGUUCAAAAACAGCUGAUUCUCUUCUGGCUGUCAUUCGAGAAUGCCGCUUUUGUAGUCUCUAUAUUGUUCAGACAGAUCACCAAGAAAUUUGAAAAGUAAAGUAAAACUUAUCAUGUCACAGGUAAGCGCCCAUAUAGCUCGGCAAAAAUCAAAGUGGCGGUGGCGUCUGAAGUCGAGUUUUUAGCCCAUUUGAAGACAAUUUUCGCGAAGAUAGAUCCUGUUUGGGUAAAUUCAAAACACGUUCACUGCCAAAGUUUCAAGUAACACUUAAAUGGAGGAGAUGAAAAUCACAUUGUCUGUAACAUACUUCUCCAAGACUAAAUAUGAACUUGUACGUGUUUUUGGGGUCAUUUCUUUUGGUCUAAAACAUGGUAGUUCAGGAAUUUGAAAUGAAGGAAAUCAGUAAAUGUAGUUAGUUUGAAAAAGACUUCAAAAGACGUGUAGUUCUUAACUUCUUAAGACGUGUAGUUUUCCGGAUAGUGAAAUUUUUAGCUCAUACAUAAAUUUGUUUUUAAAAUUUUUAUGAUAAUCGUAGUAGUUUUGUAAAUCUGGUAUUGCGAAUAUAAGUGAGGCAGUGGGGUCGUAUGUUACCAGGUGUAAUUCUUUCCUGGUUUACUCAUUGUGAGUGUUCGUUGUUGCACUCAGUUCAGUUUCCAGGUUACGUUUUGUACAUAGCAAAAUGAUAUGCCUUCAGUAUAAUAGGUUACCUAGAACAAAUUAUUAUGCUUUGAGUUGAUGUUUGUUAUUUGUACCAUCCUCGAAGUCCGCAUUGGGGGUCAUCCUCAAUGUGGUUACUCAAAUAUGUACGUUUCAAGUUGUAACAAACGUAGGUCAAUAAUACGCGAGUGAGCUAUUCUUUGUAAUUUGGAAGUUCUAGACGUCAAGUCUCGGGCUAGAAAGUUUACUUAUGUAGGGUUAUAUAAUGCUUGAAUGUUUUUUUCUCGAAUCUGGUGAAGUUAGAGAAGAACGUCAAGGACAUCUGGAUAUCAGUGAAGCAGGAUGAUCUUGCUUCAAGGAUUAACAAGUGAAGAAGUCGGAAACUUCUUCCCUUCCCUUUUUUUUCUCAAACACAAUUUGUAGGUAAAAGGAACGAUUUUGAUGAGAAAUUUGUAACUUUUGAUGAGAAAUGUUGAUAGUGAGUAGUGCGCUAGAAUUUUCAAACCGAUUUUAGUGAAAAAUGGGGGUUUUUUAUCCGGUUGCGUAUGGGAAGUUUUAUAGUUUGGUACAAAGUUUUUCGUUAAUAUUUUCCUCUAUCUUUAACAGCAGGUAUAGUUGAAUUAUGUUUACUAGAUUACAAAUUUACUCAUUGACUAAACCUUUCCGUAGACUUGCGAGUUGUUGAUCGAUUUGUACAAAUAGCUAGACAUUUACUUUUUCAUAGAGGACUCGAAGAGUUAGGUAAAACAAAGUAAAAAUAAAAGAAAGAAAAAAAAAAAGUAUUAGAAAACGACCAAAAGAAAAAGAAAGAAAAAAUUCAUUUACAAAUAACUGUAUUUAAAAAUAGCUUCAUACAAGAUAAAUUAAAGGGACAUUUUCUUUUACUUCAUGGGAAUGAGAUGAAAAUGAGUAAUUGUUACUAUUGAGUGUCCCAUGUAAAGGUAGUAUGUGGACAGGUUCUUUUAUCUGCUUUUACAGAAUGGUAAGCAUUGUUAUAAUUAGUUCGACUUACGUCAUCAAAUCGAGCGUUAAAUUAAAUUGAAAUUUGAGUAGAUGGACAUUUAAUUUAUUCAGUCAAUUGUAGUAACAGACUUGAACAACACUUUUGUGAUUUAAAUUUGGUAAUAAUAGUUUGCACCUUACUAAGUUUCUUUUGUAAACUUUACUUUUAUUAGGCAUAAGGAAAAUUAUAUCGAACUGAAGAAUAAAAUAGUAAAAUUUUAGUGUGGA